AUGAGUGGUAAAGUUCCAUAUUUAAAGGAAAAAGAUAAAAGUAUUAAACAAAUUAUGAUUAAUAUUAAACUUGGUCUUAGAGAAUACAGAAUGAUUGGUGCUCCUGAUAAAUAUGUUGAACUUUAUGAGAGUUGUUGGAAUAAAAAUAGUUCAAUUAAUGAGGUUUCCAUUCUGGUGAAAUUAAAUUACGAAAGCUCAGAAUUUUCUGAACCUUCUUUUAACACUUCAUCGAAAUUAGAUGAAGUUGCAGAUAUUAUUGAACCUGAAGUUAGCACAGCGAGAAAAUUAACUGCGGCAAUCGGAGAAAUAACUAUAGUAAAAGUUCCAUUCAAAACUUUUAGUGAAUUAUGUAGAGAAUUUGAUAGUUGGAUAAAUUUAUUGAGUUUUACCAUAUUAAUUAAAGAAAAAAUUCGCGUUGAGGACGAAGCUGAACAAUUAAAAUCUGAUCAAGAUGAUUUAAAUAAAUAUAUGUUAGAAAUGGGAGUUAACGUCAAAGAAAUUGGAACUGAUAAAGAAGAGAUUUCUCUAAUGGUUUUAAAAAUCAAUGCAAUGAAUAAUAAGAUGGAAAAACUACUGGACGAACAAAAUAAAAAAAGUAAUAAAUUAGAAUUCACAGAUUAUAAAGAAACCAAUGAACAGCGGAAUGAUGGUCGUAUUACUAGAUACCUUGAUAUUAAAAAUGAGGCUCGAGAAUUUGCAUUUAAGAACAUCUCUGAU
Molecule: messenger RNA, 717 nt
Organism: Funneliformis mosseae
Lineage: Eukaryota; Fungi; Glomeromycota; Glomeromycetes; Glomerales; Glomeraceae
Source: the annotation of a GenBank genome assembly